This is a messenger RNA of Eimeria tenella, 2529 nucleotides long. RefSeq lists its product as uncharacterized. Bases 1 to 2529 code for a protein of 842 amino acids. The record is from RefSeq and is a predicted model, not a curated record. The transcript is spliced from 5 exons. NCBI's taxonomy places the organism in Eukaryota, Apicomplexa, Conoidasida, Eucoccidiorida, Eimeriidae.
AUGAAAGACAAGGCAGCAACUCACAGCCCCUCCGGGGUUGCUGCCUGUCGGCUGCUGCUGCUGCGGCUGCUCCGCAGCGGCUACACCGCAGCAGAAGCGAUAGCAGCGCUGAAAGAAGGGCAGCUGCUGCAGCAACAGCAGCAGCAAGAUCUGCUCCAUGCGCUCUCGGGGCUGCUGGAUGAGUGCAUGCAGCAGCAGUCAGAAGAUGACCCACAACUUCCGAGCGGUGCUGCAUCAAAGCAGCAGCAGCAGCAACAGCAAGACGAUGCUGAGAACGAGAGGCCUUCACAGCAGCAGAGAGAGCUGCUGCCAGAGGAGGAGCAACCGCCUCCCGCCAAGCGGGCACGUGCUGCAACAACGGGAAGCAGCAGCAACGACGGAGCAGCAGCAGCAGCAGCAGCAGGGCUGCAACAGCUGGGGGCCGGUGGGGUGCUGUCGCAGGAGCUGCUGUCUUUGCUGGUCGCGCUGCUGCAGCAAGUGCCUGCAGUUCCUGCUGCGCUGUCAGCAGAGUCUGCUGCAGCAGCAAACAGCUGCUUGCGGCUCUUCUUCUCCCACCUUUCGGGCGUGCGAGCAGCAGCAGCAGCUGCAGCAAAUUCAGCAGCAGCAGCAGCAGCAGAAACCAUGGAGACCUUCAGCAGCAGCGAGGAGUGGCAGGCUCUCAUGGAGCGACGCGUUGCUGCCUUCUGCCAGCUGCUGUCUGCGUGUCGGCGGUCUGCUGCUGCUGCUGCCCCAGUAGGAGCAGCAGCAGCAGCAGCAGCAGAUGAGGAGGCGCUGUGGAAACGCUGCAGCAGCCAGCUGCUGCUGCUGCGGCAGUGGGCGAAGUUCUUUGCUGCUGCUGCUCAAGACAGAGAGGCCCUCGUUAGCCGCAUCGCCGCCAGCAGCCACCUGCAGGCCCUGUCCACAAUGCUGCGAGACAGAAGCAGCAGCAGCGGCGAGGAGGACGUGGAGGAAGCUUUAGGCCGGGCCUUCGCGCUGCUGCAGCAGGGGCUGCCCACCAUCGGCAGCAGCCCGCAGGCUGCUGCAGCUGCUUCAAGAGACGCUGAAGCAAAGCUGCGAGCUGCUGCAGACCGGUGGAAGGCCGAGCAGGAACGACGACGACAGCAGCAAGAGGAGAUCCUGCGGCGCAGCGCCUUUUCCAGAGCAUGUGUGGCCUUCGUGCUGCAGCGGCAGCAGGAGCAGCAGCAAGCUGCAGCAGCAGCAGCAGCAGCAAACUUCGGCACUCCUGCAGCAACUGCUGCUGUCGCCCGCAGCAGAUCCUUGGGCCACCCCUUCUACGUUCUGGGCAUAAACCCGCACACCGCGACGGAGAAGCAUAUUGUAGCAGCAAGGAAGAAGUGGCGGGCGCUGCUGCACCCCGACAAGUUCCACUCUCAGGAGGCCGAAAUGCAACAGCAAGCCACGGAAGCUUUCAAAGCAUACGAAGAAGCUUGCGCAGAGGCGCUGCGGCUGCUGCGGGCCCGUGCUAUGGACAUCACGUGGGCUGUGCCGCCCCUGCCUCCGACACCAGAAGCAGCAGCAGCAGCAGCAGCUGCGCCUGCUGCUACAGCUGCUGCAGCAGGGGCAGCAGCAGCAAGCAGCACGUCUCCGCUCAGCGGGGGCGGCGCCAACGGCAACAGCGGCAAUGGCAGCAGUAGCAGCAGCAGCAACAGCAGCAACAGCAGCAGCAGCAGCAGCAACAGCAGCAGCGGCACGCAAGUGCCAACUAGCUUGUACAUGCCUGACGCUGCAGUGGAGCCUCUCCCGCGGCGGCGGGCGACAGGGGCGUUUCGGGUGUAUGUGUAUGCUGCGUCUGCUGCUGCUGCUGCUGCAGACAGCGGCGACGCAGCAGCAGCAGCUGCUGCUGCCUUUCGCUGCAUCACAAAGGUCUGGGUGUACGUACACCGCCCGGUACGGGGAGGGCCCCCCGUGGCGCUGCAGCCUGCUGCUGGCAGCCUGAGCUGCGUGCUGCAGCAAGAUGUGCUGCUGGCUGCAGCAGGCGACGACGCUGCAGCAGCAGGACGCAGCAGCAGCAGCGAAAUCUACCUAGACGUUGCAGCAGUGCAGCCGCUGGCCCUCGAGAAGCAGCAAAGAUACUGGGUGGGCAUUCAAGUGCAAAGCAGGCGGAAGCACAUGUCUUUGAUUAGCUGGCUGCCGCUGCAGCUGACGGUGUCAGUGCCGCCGCUGCCGCCGCUGCAGGAGCCGCAGCAACAGCAGCAGCAGCAGCAGGAGGACAGCAUCUUCAGCGACGAUGAGGGCACCAAGAAGAAACACAAGAGGAGGCAGCAGCAGCCGCACGAGCUGCUGCAGACAGCAGCCAAAGCGUCGCUGGCGCAGCUGCAGGCCUUUUCAGGGGCCCCCUUCUUAUCCUCGCCGCAGCAGCAGCAGCUGCUGCAGCAGCUGCAGCGCCUGCAGCACCACGCUGCUGUUGCGCUUGACCCCCACCAAACAGCAGCAGCUGCAAGCUGCCGCGCUGCUGUUGUAGAAGCCAGAGAGCUGCUGCAGCAGUGCAUGCAACAGGCGGAGGCCUGGGCAGAUGCGUCCAUCGACUGA